GCCGCCGGGUGGGGUGGGAGGGGCGGGAGUCGCCGCCGCCGCCGCCGCCGCCUCCCGGGUGGGCGCCCUUCGCCGCGGACGCCGGCGGCCCGGGACGAGGCUCUCGUCACCUUAAAUGGUUUUGAACCAAUGAAGCUGUGUUCCCUUAGAGAGACGGACAGCCCAUCGUGUGAACUGUAGUUUGUGGGCAGAUCUAUAUUGGGUGCGUAGUGGCGUCAUGCACGCAGACUCCUGCGAGUUCCCCUAAGUUCUUAGAGGACCGCUUUGCCUUUUGAAUCAGAGAGUUGCAAAGUUCCCUAAAGAAUGGCCCUUGUGGAUAAGCACAAAGUGAAGCGACAGCGGCUGGACAGGAUUUGUGAAGGUAUCCGCCCCCAGAUCAUGAACGGCCCCCUGCACCCCCGCCCCCUGGUGGCCCUGCUGGACGGCAGAGACUGCACCGUGGAGAUGCCCAUCCUGAAGGACCUGGCCACCGUGGCCUUCUGUGACGCGCAGUCCACGCAGGAGAUCCACGAGAAGGUGCUGAACGAGGCCGUGGGCGCCAUGAUGUACCACACCAUCACCCUCACCAGGGAGGACCUGGAGAAGUUCAAGGCCCUCAGAGUGAUCGUGCGGAUCGGGAGCGGCUACGACAACGUCGACGUCAAGGCCGCCGGCGAGCUAGGGAUCGCCGUGUGCAACAUCCCAUCUGCAGCCGUGGAAGAGACGGCCGAUUCCACCAUAUGCCACAUCCUCAACCUGUACCGGCGGAACACGUGGCUCUACCAGGCGCUGCGGGAAGGCACGCGGGUGCAGAGCGUGGAGCAGAUCCGCGAGGUGGCCUCGGGGGCGGCCCGCAUUCGUGGGGAGACGCUGGGCCUCAUCGGCUUUGGUCGCACGGGGCAGGCGGUUGCUGUUCGAGCCAAGGCCUUUGGAUUCAGCGUCAUAUUUUAUGACCCCUACUUGCAGGAUGGGAUAGAGCGGUCCCUCGGCGUGCAGAGGGUCUACACCCUGCAGGACCUGCUGUACCAGAGCGACUGCGUCUCCCUGCACUGCAACCUCAACGAGCAUAACCACCACCUCAUCAAUGAUUUCACCAUAAAGCAGAUGAGGCAAGGAGCCUUCCUGGUGAAUGCGGCCCGCGGGGGGCUGGUGGACGAGAAAGCCUUAGCCCAGGCCCUCAAGGAGGGCAGGAUACGAGGGGCGGCCCUCGACGUGCACGAGUCGGAGCCCUUUAGCUUUGCUCAGGGUCCGCUGAAAGACGCCCCGAACCUCAUCUGUACCCCGCACACGGCCUGGUACAGCGAGCAAGCCUCGCUAGAGAUGAGAGAGGCCGCCGCCACCGAGAUCCGCCGAGCAAUCACAGGUCGCAUCCCGGAAAGCUUGAGGAACUGUGUCAACAAGGAGUUCUUCGUCACUUCAGCUCCUUGGUCAGUAAUGGAUCAGCAAGCAAUUCAUCCCGAGCUCAAUGGCGCCACAUACAGAUACCCGCCAGGCAUCGUGGGCGUGGCUCCGGGAGGACUUCCUGCAGCCAUGGAAGGGAUCAUCCCUGGAGGCAUCCCCGUGACUCACAACCUCCCAACAGUGGCCCACCCCUCUCAAGCUCCCUCGCCCAACCAGCCCACAAAACACGGGGACAAUCGAGAGCACCCCAACGAGCAAUAGCAGAGAAUGCAGAAUGGUGAUCACUCAGCUACACUCGGGACCAAGAGACAGUGAAACACACAUGAACUAAGAAAAGGAAUUUGACAGUCUUUUUACCUGAUUCUGGACAUACGCAUCAUUGACGUUGCAGUGUUAAACCACAAGAGCGAGAAGACGGAAGACGCCGUCUGCUUACGGAAGCGUGGAAGAGACUAGGACGUGACUUAUUAACGACCAACUUCUGUUAUUGUAUGUUAAGUUUUUCAUCUGUGCAUCAAAUCACAAAGAAUAAAUAGAGCUUUUUCCUUUAUCAGUUCCUUGGGCGCGGCAGGCCCUGAGCUCCUUGCUCUAGAAUGUUGCAUCAAGAGUUCCAAACAUCAAAAUAAAAAUAUUAAGAGGAAUCCC
This is a messenger RNA of Oryctolagus cuniculus (rabbit), 2025 nucleotides long. The record is from RefSeq and is a predicted model, not a curated record. Lineage: Eukaryota; Metazoa; Chordata; Mammalia; Lagomorpha; Leporidae.